Molecule: messenger RNA, 2504 nt
Organism: Baudoinia panamericana UAMH 10762
Lineage: Eukaryota; Fungi; Ascomycota; Dothideomycetes; Mycosphaerellales; Teratosphaeriaceae
Exons: 1
Coding region: 96-2504 (802 amino acids)
Biological process (GO): exocytosis; exocyst localization
Cellular component (GO): exocyst
Molecular function (GO): SNARE binding
Source: RefSeq, a predicted model, not a curated record
CGCAAACUCCUCCGCAUUGGCAUGCGCGCAACCAAGAGAUAUAUACACUACACCAUACACACACCACCCGCCUCUACCGGCGCAACACCACCACCAUGAACGAACCACCACCCCCCGAAGACGCAACAAUGCGCCUCGCCGAGAUGUUGAAGAACCCGGAAGACCUCGACAAACUGCCCUCCCUCCGCACCGAGUUCACGCGCAAGAAAGCCGCCGUCGACGGCCAACUCAAACUCGGCCUUGGCGCCCAACUCACCACCACCCAAAAUGGCAUGUCCGCCCUCACCGAGUCGUCGAGGCUGGUGGCAUCGAUCAAAGACGAAAUGGCCAAGAUCGACCGGCUCUGCGCCGAAGCGGCCACCAUGAUCCAAGACUUCCCCGAGGUCAACAAGAUGAGCGUCAUGCAGCGCAACUUCGCCGCGGUGGAGGGCAUGAAGGGUCGUAUUGAUACGUUCGCGGAGCGGUUGGGGGAGAUACAGGAGUGGUUGGGGGAGGAUGCGCAGGAACUUGAUGUGCAGACCAACUUACUCGCGGUGCAUGAGGGACUGACCGGGUUGAGGGAGGUGCGGGAUGAAGCGAUGGAGCAAGUGGGACGGGCGACGGAGGGAGGGGAAGCGGAGAGUGGGGUGGAACUUAUGGAGAACUUACCUUUGGAUGGCGGGCCGACGUUGAGGGAGUAUUUUGUUAAGUUGGACGAGGUGGUGGAAUGGUUUGAUGAGCACGUGCGGCAUGUGUGUGAGAGUGUGAUUGCGUUGGUGCAGGCGGGGAAUCAUGGGUUGGUGGUGCGGAUGGCGGUGGUGAUUGAGGAGGAGGAGCGGAAGGAUCGGCAGGUGAGGGCGGUGAGGGAGGCGCAGAAGGAGUUUGGGGAGGUGGUUGCAUCCAGAUUCCGCAGUCUGAAUAUCUACGGGCAGAGGGAGGUGCGAGAUUACCUGGGCAAGUUGUGGAAGAGCGUUGAAGCGAGCGCGAAAGUGCAAUUCGAAGGUACAGCAGACGCCUUCGACCAAGACCCCGAACGGUUAGAAAAAGCCUGUCGCUGGUUCUUCAACGAUCUCAACACCGUCAAACUUGGCCUUGUUGAACUCGUCCCCAAACGCUGGAAGAUCUUCCGCGCCUACACCAACAUCUACCACAACCUCAUGCACGACUUCCUCAUCCGCACCCUCGACAACCCCUCAAUAACUCCCGUCCACAUGCUCGCCAUCCUAAACUGGGUGCCGAAAUACUACGACAAAAUGCGCCGGCUCGGCGUCAACGAAACCGAGCUGAAACCCCAACUCAUCGACAACCGCGAACUUGACCUUGUUCGUGAGUACCGCGGCCUCAUCACCAAAGCGGUAGAGGAAUGGAUGGAACGUCUCUCCACCGCGGACCGCAAACAAUUCCUCGCCCGCGACGAAAGCAGCCUCGACCAAGACGCCGACGGCCGCUUACAUACCAAGUCGUUAGGGGACAUGUGGACGAUGCUGCGCGAACAACUCGCCGUGGCGCAAGCCUCCGGCCGCACAGACGUGGUGGAGGGAGUAAUAGACGCCAUGAUCCGCGCGCUGAAACUGCGGCAGAAAAUGUGGGAAUCCCUGCUCGAUGCCGAAUUCCGCAAGAUCGAAGAAGCCGCCGCAAACAUCACCACCACCACCGGAGGUGGAGGAGGAGGAGAACUGGAAGGUCUAUCCGCCUACCAAGACUGGCUAGUAGCAAUCGCCAACGACCAAAUCACCUGCAUCGACGACGACACCACCAUCACCUCCUCCCCCACAACCACAGCCACAACCACGACCUCCUACCUCACCCGCUUCAAAUCCGACUUCACCCCGCUCGUCUCCCCCUCCUACCCCCUCACCGCCGCCCCGGACCUCGAAGUCCUCACAAACGGCUACAUAGACCUCGCCUCGCACUGCAUGUCCCUCUUCGCCCGCCUCCUCUUCGCCACCGACUUCCGCGCCGUCAUCCGCACCUUCUUCGUCCCGCCCGCGUGGUACGGCGAGCAAGGCAUGAAGGCCAUCACGACGACGUUUGAGGAUUACCUGGCUGGGGAGGGGAAUGUGACGCAGGUGCUUCAUCCGUCCCUGCGGGAUAUCCUGGUGGAGGAGUUGGGCGACGCGGCGUUGGUCGCUUACCUCAGUUCUGUACGACGGAAUCGGGGGGUACGGUUCAGGAGGGGUGACAAUUUCACCGAAAAGAUCAAAGAGGAUGUCGUGACCGUGUUCAAUUUCUUCGGGAACUACCCGGAUACGUUUGAUUUGGUCAAGGAUAAAUGGCGGGCGGUCAAUCAUUUCGAAAGCUUACUUUCUGCCGAUAAGAACGCGGGUGGUGGGUAUGGCGCGGUGGUGGAGGCGUUUGUGAGAACGAAACAGGCGUAUUGGGAUGUGCAGCUGGCGUGGGUGGAGGCGGUGUUGCGGGCGAGGGAUGAUUUCGAUAGGGGCAUGCUGAGUGCGGUUAAAAGUGCGGCGGCGAGUGUGGAGGUUGAGAGGGGUGGGGGGGAGACUGUGAUGGGGAGGGUGAAAUAG